This is a messenger RNA of Dentiscutata erythropus, 411 nucleotides long. The record is from the annotation of a GenBank genome assembly. NCBI's taxonomy places the organism in Eukaryota, Fungi, Glomeromycota, Glomeromycetes, Diversisporales, Gigasporaceae.
AUGGACAAUAAUUUUUUCUCCAAUAAUAAUAACCUAGCAGUAUUUCGAAAGUAUAUACCAUUAGUGAAAAGAAAAAUUACAGAGUCUAUAAAGCAGAAAUCUAUUAAAGAUUUUUUUAAAAGUAAUCAAACUAUGUCUUUUAAUGAUGAAUAUUCUCUUUCUGAUGACAACAAUAACUCUUCUGACAAUAACUUCCCUGAUGAUGACUUCUCUGAUAAUGACUUCUCCGAUAAUAACUUCCCUGAUAAUGACUUCCCUGAUAAUGACUUCCCUAAUGAUGACUUCUCUAAUUAUGACUUCUCUGACAAUGACUUCUCUAACAAUGACUUUCCUGAUGAUGACUUUCCUGAUAAUAACUUUUUUAAUAACUUUUCUAGCAAUGAUGAUAACUUUCCUAAUGAUGAUUUGUGA